GCCAGUACACCACGGACUACACCAAACUGCAGCACAAGCGUUUUCUCACGCUCUUGCUGUGCAUUUGGAGAUGUGAGACAGAAAUAUAAUCAAAGUAUUGUAUUCGCAACAUAACAGUAAAAAGGAUUUGGAGAAAGCUUGUGAAGGUGUGAUGGAAAAACCGGCGGAGGAAAGCGUUGAAAAGAGGACGGAUGAAGCUGUGAAGGGUGAAGCUGCCCUCAAACCGCAAUUCCUAACAACCAAAGAAAAAUUUCAUGCGUUUGUAGACUCUGAGUGGCAGGGCUCAAAAGGAGAAAAGGCUAGUGAAAACGACAGAGUUGAGGAGACAAAUGAGACACCUGAGACCAAAAAGCUCAAACUAGACGCAGAUGAGCAGAAUAAGGGCGGCAACCCAGACCGUAAACGUCUUCGGGGACAAAAUAAGUCAAGGCCACACACAAAGCCUACCGCCUAUGAUGAAAAACGACUGUGUCUCUCAGUCCUUCAGGCCAACAGGGAAUGCCCCUUCGGUGACAAAUGCCGCUUUCAUCAUAAUGUAGCCGAGUACUUCGCCACUAAGCCCGCUGACAUCGGGGAAAGCUGCUACCUCUAUGACAUAUUCGGAAAGUGUGCUUAUGGUCUCACCUGCCGCUUCGCCAAGGCUCACACUACACCUGACUUCAAAACCAUGGAGAACGCAGAACUAAUUAAGACCAACGAGGGCAGGAAUGCAGUAAAGAACAGUCUGAGUAAGGACCUCCAGAAUAGUCUGAGGAAGCGUUCGGUGGCCUUCAAGAAGUCAGAAGAGUACCUCAAAACACUUUCAAACUACAAAGACAAAAGAGACCAGCAAGGGAAUGGAGAUCAUCGUGCAGCUGAAGUAUCUGCAGAUCCAGCAGGAGGGGAGCAGCGUGCGUCUACUGAAGCUGAAACACAGGCCAGCCCAGAUAAGCAGCCUCCAGUGAAGACUAUUGGCCCAUUGACUGAUGUAGAUCUCAUCAAGUUGCGCCCAUUUGAAAAGAAACAGGUGGACUUUAAAGACAAGCUCUACCUUGCUCCUCUGACAACUUGUGGAAAUCUGCCUUUCCGUCGUGUGUGCAAGCGCUUCGGAGCAGACAUCACCUGUGGGGAGAUGGCCAUGUGCACAAACCUGCUGCAGGGGCAGCAGUCAGAGUGGGCCCUCCUGAAACGGCACGAAAGUGAAGAUGUUUUUGGCGUCCAGGUGGAGGGCUGCUUCCCCGACACCAUGACGAGGUGUGCAGAGCUCAUCAACAACAACACUGAUGUUGACUUCGUGGACAUCAACUCUGGAUGCCCCAUUGACCUUGUCUACAAGAAGGGCGGAGGCUGCGGCUUGAUGACACGCACCAGAAAGUUUGAACAGAUAAUCAAGGGAAUGAACUAUGUCCUUGAUGUCCCUUUAACUGUCAAGAUCCGCACUGGUGUUCAGGAGAAGUGCAACAUAGCGCACAAACUCAUCCCAGAGAUGAAGAAAUGGGAUGUCUCUAUGAUCACAUUGCAUGGUCGGUCCAGGGAGCAGCGCUACACCAAGUUGGCUGACUGGGACUAUAUCACCACCUGUUCCAAACUGGCCAGUCCUGUCCCACUUUUUGGUAAUGGAGACAUUCUGUCCUAUGAAGAUGCCAUGAAAGCGAGAGAGACCGGAGUUUCUGGUAUGAUGAUUGCAAGGGGGGCUCUCAUUAAGCCAUGGAUCUUCACUGAAAUAAAGGAGAGCAGACACUGGGACAUCUCGUCCAGUGAGCGACUGGACAUCCUCAGGGAUUUCAGAAACUUCGGUCUGGAGCACUGGGGCUCCGACACUCGAGGUGUGGAGAAGACCCGCACCUUCAUGCUGGAGUGGCUCUCCUUCAUGUGCAGAUAUAUUCCAGUGGGCCUGUUGGAGAGGGUGCCUCAGAAGAUCAACGAGAGACCUCCGUACUACAUGGGCAGGAACUAUUUGGAGUCACUGAUGGCCAGUCAACAUGUUGGGGACUGGGUCAGGAUUAGUGAAAUGCUACUUGGACCUGAAUACAUGGGGUGUUUGUGUGUACUUAAAAUAUAUGCAAUAAAGUCUUUUGCCACACAAAGUUAUUUGUCUUUAUUUUAUUCUGCUUGGUAUUUAAAAUAAUAAGCCAUUAUGAAAUAUCUUUAUGACUAACACAAAAAUCCAAUAGUGCUACGUGAAAUACAUAUAAACUACACAUUAUGUGUAAAAGAAAAAAAGAAAAAUAAGAUGAGUUACUCAUUUUGUUGUGAUAUAAAAUUGAGGUACAGUCGGUGGUCAUAAUUUUACAUUAUGUUAAUGAGAUAUAAAUUACCAGUUUAUUAUGUACAACAGUAAAAUGUUAUGUAAUACAACAGCAAAGCAAUAAUUCCAAUCUGUAUCUAGCAUGUAAUGUGUUUUUUCAGAGUCAGACAAGUGUUGAAUCUACUUUCAGAGAUGAGUAGCGGGUGGCAUAUUGUAUUAAAUAUAUUUAAGUGGUUUGUU
Sander lucioperca (pikeperch) is the source of this 2467-nucleotide messenger RNA. It is a transcript of the gene dus3l, whose product is annotated as dihydrouridine synthase 3-like (S. cerevisiae). Gene Ontology annotation, molecular function: RNA binding; metal ion binding; tRNA dihydrouridine synthase activity. Gene Ontology annotation, biological process: tRNA processing. The transcript is spliced from 17 exons. The record is from RefSeq and is a predicted model, not a curated record. Lineage: Eukaryota; Metazoa; Chordata; Actinopteri; Perciformes; Percidae. Bases 152 to 2107 code for a protein of 651 amino acids.